GAGACCUUCUCUCUCUCUGUCUUUCUCAGGCACGGACGCACACACGCGCACCACUGAAAAGUUAGAACAAAGUCUCUUAUCUCCGACAGGCUAAGAGCCACCCACUGCACACUCCCCUGAGGGCACUGGACCCCUGCUCCCUCCCUCUCUCUUUUAGUCACUCGUUCACUCUUUCAACCACUAACUCAUACUCAUAUUUAAUCAAUCCAAAUUUUCAGCAGCUUUGGCAGAGAGGAGGUACAGGAAUACAGGAAUCUGCUAUACUCUCUGCUAUACUCUCUGCUAUACGCUAUACUGUCCGACAGCAUGUGGAUUCUCCUGCUUGGACUCACCUUUGGAUUGGUGUCCCCCUCUUGGGCAGACUUUCCCCAAGAAGUGAAGCUACGAAGCUGCAGUUAUGCAGGAGUAUUCCUUAUUGAGGGGAACGAUCGAUACUCUUUGAAAUUUUCUGAUGCCAAGGCCAUAUGUGAUUCAUUGGGAACAGAGUUGGCCAAUAUAGAGCACUUGUCAAAGGCUUAUAAAAUGGGGAUGGAGACCUGCAGAUAUGGCUGGGAUGACAGUCGAAACAUCACUAUUCUUCGACAGGAACCAAAUGAUGUGUGCGCAAAGAACAUGACAGGUCUUCUCAGUUUUGUACCUACAGAUGAGACCUAUGAUGUCUACUGCUAUGAUUCUAAAGAUCAGUCUACUGGCAAAAACUGCACCUUUGAAAUAAGAAAGCCAUCCAGUAAUGUUUCUGACAACGUUGGAGACUCUGAAAGGCGAGAUUCAAACAACAAUGCAAAUUUCUCUACGACUGUUGCUCCAGUAGAGUUGCACAGCUAUAGCACUGUUAUAGAUGCCAUAGAGAAGAUGAAGCCCAAUUCAUCCAGCUUUCCUCACAAGCAUGAUAAAUUAGAAGACACACAGCCUACUACUGAACCUACUACAGAUGAAAGUUCUGAUCUUCCAAAAUUGGAUUUAGGGGAUACAGAGGAAAUGACCACUAUCACAGCUACCCUAGACAGCCUUGGCUCAGGUAUGGGAGAGAUGACCCACACCACCAUAAGUGAAUCAACAUCUGAAGACCCCAAGAUCAUCUCAGAGGAUCAUGGCACAGUUGAAGACAACAUAUCUGAAACAAAUGCCAUAGAAGAUGACAAAAGGAAUACAGAUGACACUGAUCGCAAAGGGCGCAAAAUAGGAGGAGAGAAGGAGAAGACGGAGGAGGAGCCCGGCAGUGAUUGGUUGGUCAUCUUGCUUGUGAUUUUGGCCGUUCUUGCUAUUAUUCUUGUGGCUGCUCUUGUGCUAACAAGGAACAGGUGGUGUGGGAGGAGCCAGACUCUGAUGAUCACCUCUAAGAGCAGCAAUGAGGGCAAUGGGGCAGCAGCAUCAGCAGCCAGCCCCCAGGAUCAGGAGAGAGAGCAAGAGAUGGUGACACUCAUGAACAAAGAGAAGGUCCAGGAAAAUGGCAACACAGAGGAGUUUACUGUGAUCACUCUAGAAGAAUCACCAGAGAAAAACCCGCAAGCAUGAAAGACUAAAAGAAUGAUGAGGUGUGGAUGAGGGGUGGAAGUAUAAGAGGAAAGAGAAAUGCGUCAUAGCUUAAGCCUUGACCAGAGAGAGAGAUAGAAGUCGUGAGACAGGUAAUGAACCAGACACACACAUACUGUUGGUGUGUCUAACAUCUGUAAGGAUUGUAAAAAAAAAAAUCUGUUUUUUUUUUUGUUUGGCCUUUUUAUAUGAAAAACGUUCGAUAGUAAGGCAUCUUCUAUAAUUCCCCUGUAGCUUCAAAACAAAAAAUACGACAAAGUGUUACAAUUUAGACAAAGGCGGAAAGAGAAAGAGUUUUCAAUAUGCCAUGGACACAUCCUAAUUUUAACCCUUAAUAUGGGUUCUUAAUUCUUUCCAGUUUUAUUGUACCUUUGACAUUAAAAGAACCUGAUGGUUAAUAUAGCACAAAUAAAAAUAUUAUUUUGGUUUAAUUUCAUUUUUUUUCCCCAAAAACAAUUAAGACUGACCAACAACACAUUUCUGAACUAUAAUAAAUAAUGUUACGGGAGAAAUAAGCUGGUAGAAACCAAACUCCUGAUUCCAAUAAAAUACUUAAACAGAGAUGAUAUUGCUCACCAGCACAUUUUUUAACUGCCCCAUUUUUAGCCUAUUCCUACUGAUGCCUUUUACCACGGUUAAGACACAUUUAUAAUUUCCUAGUGUCAGUAUUUAGAUGUAAAAACUUGAUUAUAUCUUCAUGCUUUUUUAAAACUCUUUAAUUAUAAUUAUUAUUUAUUUAAACUGGAAUUGUGGGGGAAAUCCAGUUCAACUUUAUUUUAAUUUUGUGAUGUGCAGUGUGUUUAUGGCAUGUUGAUAGGAUAGUAAUAAAAAAGGCUGGUAAAGAUGUAAGGUUUAAAUGCAGGCCUUUAAAAUGUUACAGGAGUGCUACAAUUUCAACUUCAGCGAGGCAGAGAUGCUUAUACAUGUUUAAAACUUCUUUAAAAGUCUUUUGUGACUUUAUUUUUUUAAGCUGUGCGUAAAUUCAAUUUCCCCUGCAAAUGAUGAUUUGUUUGUGUGUUUGAUUGUUUGUUUGUUAUUGCUUGGUUGAUUUUUUUUAUAUUUAAUUUUUUUUUAUUUAUCCUGUAUAUACCACUAUGCCUGUUUACUAUUGUGUUCAACUUGAGAUCGGAAAAGUCAGACUGUCAUAUCCAUUUCUUUGGCCAGUGUAAGUGAAAACCCAUUUGCACCUGUAUUAAUUAUGUAAUAUGAUGCUAUACCAAUGUUUUAAUAUUAAUAUUUUCGAUCUUCAAAAGUCUAUCAAAGAACAUGUUGGAACAACAAAAGCUAAUGAAAAAUUAUAUAUCGAUAUUCUUAUCAUCUGAUCAUGCAUAUGCAAUUUACAUAUAUUUAUUCUCAUGACAGUUGGACAAAAAGUGCCAAUAAUUCAGUGUACCAACAUCUCCAAUGAUUUAUUUUAAGAUGCUAAAAUGAUGUAUUUUAACGUCUAUUCUUUGCACCUUACAUUGCAUCCAAAAGCUUGAAACAUAUGUAUAUAAGCUUUCUCCUUACACACACAUUUCUUAUUGUUCAUAUUUUUUGCUUUGUCUUUUUUAUGAUGGCAUCUACUCUUGAACGUACUUGUUUAAGAAAGAUUAGCAUAUGCAGUAGUGGUAGGAGUGUGUACAUUGAUAAAAUAACAAAUGAGUGUUAAUUAAAAACAGAAUUUUGUGAAGUCCAGGCUAAAAUAAAAAGAAUAAAUGUG
Clarias gariepinus (North African catfish) is the source of this 3235-nucleotide messenger RNA. RefSeq names its product CD44 molecule (Indian blood group) b (gene cd44b). The record is from RefSeq and is a predicted model, not a curated record. Gene Ontology annotation, molecular function: hyaluronic acid binding; cytokine receptor activity. Bases 307 to 1515 code for a protein of 402 amino acids. Lineage: Eukaryota; Metazoa; Chordata; Actinopteri; Siluriformes; Clariidae. Gene Ontology annotation, biological process: cell adhesion; inflammatory response; positive regulation of ERK1 and ERK2 cascade. Gene Ontology annotation, cellular component: basolateral plasma membrane; macrophage migration inhibitory factor receptor complex; plasma membrane. The transcript is spliced from 8 exons.